GUGUCCUUAAGGAUAGGGGGUUACUUUUAAGGAUUGUAAAGAGCAAAUAUCGUUGGUCCUGUGUCAGAUGUUUGGAAGCAAGCCUCCAGGGAGAGCUUGCAGAUAACGGUAUUAUAGAACCGCUGGUCCUGUGUCAAGCAAGCCUCCAGGAAGAGCUGCAGAUAAUGGUAUCAUAG
This is a messenger RNA of Paraglomus occultum, 176 nucleotides long. NCBI's taxonomy places the organism in Eukaryota, Fungi, Glomeromycota, Glomeromycetes, Paraglomerales, Paraglomeraceae. The record is from the annotation of a GenBank genome assembly.